Molecule: messenger RNA, 849 nt
Organism: Danaus chrysippus (African queen)
Lineage: Eukaryota; Metazoa; Arthropoda; Insecta; Lepidoptera; Nymphalidae
Source: the annotation of a GenBank genome assembly
AUGGGUACAAAAUCUGGUAUGUCUGGCCGGCGUUCGCUGGAGACCAGGAUUCAAGCCAAAAGGCACAAAGGACCUGCACAAUACGUACCUCCAAGACCAGAUAGGCCACUGGCCACAAUGGUCUGGAAAAAAAAUGAGUGCAAUCUAGACAGGUCCAAACACUCUCUUAAAGGGUUCAUUAUAUGCUUCAUUAAUAGCGAACACAUCGUAGCCUUGCUGUCUGAGCCGUACACGGGGAAGGAUAUCGAGGUCAGGGCCGUUUUUUGCAAUGCCGAAAAUAUGUCGCGUCACUCGCGCCGACUAAACAAUAGAGAAGUAGCAGAAUACUUAUGGGUAGAUAUUCCUUCAGAUAACGAGAGUGUAUGUGGCGAUGAGCAUGACAAAGAAGAAAGAGAAGAUCAGCCAAAUCCGCUGGUGUUAGGCGAUUUCAUUGGAGAAGUUCAAGCAAACGAUUUUGAUUCCCAUGAUGACCUCCCUUUGUCUAACUUAGUAUCCCGGAAUCCUGAUUCUGCAGAGCCCAACAUCGAACAUUCAAACAGGCCUACAGUAGCUCCAAAGUGGAAGAAGAAUUAUAGGACGAACAUACCCGCUGAGUUUUCAGAAAACGUGGGAAAAACGGAUCAAGUACUAAUAAUGGAGAAUGUUACGCCUCUUUCACUAUUUCACCUUUUUUGGACAGAGCAUUUACAGGACAUUUUAUGUUUUCAAAAUAACCUUUACGCUACUCAAUCUGGAAAGCCUUUUACUACCACAACUGAGGAGCUUGAUGCUUUCAUUGCCUUGAACUUGGUGGUGGGUAUAAAAAAAUUGCCGAGCUACAGAGAUUACUGGUCUUCAGCACCUGAUUAA